Anopheles stephensi (Asian malaria mosquito) is the source of this 920-nucleotide messenger RNA. RefSeq names its product ribosomal RNA small subunit methyltransferase NEP1. The record is from RefSeq and is a predicted model, not a curated record. Lineage: Eukaryota; Metazoa; Arthropoda; Insecta; Diptera; Culicidae. Gene Ontology annotation, molecular function: rRNA binding; rRNA (pseudouridine) methyltransferase activity. The transcript is spliced from 3 exons. Bases 139 to 855 code for a protein of 238 amino acids. Gene Ontology annotation, biological process: rRNA base methylation. Gene Ontology annotation, cellular component: nucleolus; small-subunit processome.
GUCAACUUUGACAGCAGGCGCCUGCUGUUUGGGAUAUUUACAAAACUCACGUGUAGUUUGUUGUUUACCAGCUUCCAGAAAACGGACAGCGCAAUCCGUUCUGCAUUCUCUGCUUGUUGCUACAGAAAAGUUUAAAAAAUGGGCAAGAAGCGUAAAGCAGGAGCCGUCGAGGACGAUAAUGGAGAGUACGAUUUACCAGCAAAGCACAUGAACACUAGCCACAUCCGAGCUAACGAGCGUAGGUUGAUCAUAGUGCUCGAAGGAGCUCAACUGGAGACGGUAAAGGUAGGGCAAGUGUUUGAAUUACUAAACUGUGACGAUCAUCUGAGCAUAUUUCGAAAAAAUAAUCGUGAUCCGGGUAGCUGCCGGCCAGACAUAACACACCAAUCGCUUUUGAUGUUGAUGGAUUCACCGCUGAACCGAGCCGGCUUGCUGCAGGUGUUCGUGAAAACGGAGAAGAACAUGCUGAUCGAGAUAGAUCCACAAACGAGAAUACCGCGGACAUUUAAACGGUUCGCUGGUCUUAUGGUGCAACUGCUUCAUAAAUUUUCGAUAAAGGCCGCGGAUACGCAGAAAAAGCUGAUGAGAAUCGUCAAGAAUCCCAUCACAAACCAUCUGCCGGUUGGAUGUCGGAAGCUGGCGAUGUCUUUCAGUGCCACUCAGGUUCAGAAUGCCAGGGAGCUGGUGCCAGAGAAAAAUGAACCAAUUGCUUUGGUUAUUGGAGCGUUUGCCCACGGAAAUUUGAACUUGGACUACACCGAGGGAUCCGUAUCGAUUAGCAACUACCCUUUGUCGGCUGCAUUGACGUGUACAAAGAUAUGUUCUGCUUUCGAAGAAGCUUGGGGCAUAAUAUAGGAGCAAUAAAGUGGGAAAAUUUCGUUGAAUAAUUCGAAAAUUGCAUUGGCCACCCUUUCAACACA